Molecule: messenger RNA, 2369 nt
Organism: Dermatophagoides pteronyssinus (European house dust mite)
Lineage: Eukaryota; Metazoa; Arthropoda; Arachnida; Sarcoptiformes; Pyroglyphidae
Biological process (GO): signal transduction; regulation of small GTPase mediated signal transduction
Cellular component (GO): cytoplasm
Molecular function (GO): GTPase activator activity
Source: RefSeq, a predicted model, not a curated record
CGUUUCGUCAUUUUCAAACCGUAUUCAGCAAGCUUUUUUCUUUUUGGUUUGUUUGGUUUGUUUGCUCGUCUAAAAAUCAAUCAAUAUUUUUUUUGCCAGAAUUAAAAAUCCAUCAAAGAUGAUCAAUCUACAUCCAACAUUACAAAAAGUAUCAUCAAUAUCCAAAGUUGCUUAUCGUUCGAUGAUAGCAACCGAAUUGGCACGUUUACUAAAUGCUGAUUUUAAAUUGAAUUUUAUCGAUCAUGAUGAUAAUGAUAAUAAUAAUUCAAAUAAUAAUGAUAAAUCGGCUACAAUUUUCGGUGCCACACUUACAUUCGAAGGUAUAUGUUCAAUUAGUCAAUUGAUUGAUUAUAUUUCCAAACCAGAUCAAAUUAUUGAAGAAGGUUUAUUUCGUAAAUCUGGUGUACGAUCCCGGCAACAAGAAUUACGUACAAUGAUUUCAUCCGGACAAACAAUCGAAAUUGAUUGUCAAAAAUAUUCUGUUCAUGAUUGUUGUGAUCUAUUGAAAAGAUUUGUAUCCGAAUUACCACAAUCAAUAUUAACAAAUGAAUUGCAGAAAUUUUUUCUACAAUCAUUACGAUUAGAAUCCGGACAAAAACAAUUGGAUACAAUACGUUUAUUAAUAUUAUUAUUACCGGCACCGAAUCGUAAUUUUCUUUAUGAAUUAUUAACAUUAUUCGAUAAUAUUGCUAAACAUUCGAAUCAAAAUCGUAUGAAUAUUGAAAAUUUGGCAACAAUAUUUUCACCAUCUAUUUUUCGUUGUCAAUGGUCAAUGACAACAUCAAAAUCAUUAUCAUCAUCAUCGACAAAUUCUUCACAUCAACAAUCAAAUACUGUACAAAAUAUGCUUCUUGCCAAUCAAGAAUCAAUACAAUGUUUAUCGAUUAUGAUACAAAAUGUACGGCUAAUUUUUGAACCACCUGAAAAAUUAAUCAAUGAUGCUGUAAUUUAUCUUUCCAAUCAUAUUCGUCUACAAAAACGAACGUCUGGACCGGAGAAUAUGAUUAGUGUAACAAAUUUAUCGGCACUUCCAACAACCAAAUUCUGUGCAACAACUGAACAACAUUAUUCAGCUAAAGAUUAUACUGAACGACAGUUGGCCGAAUUAUAUGCACAAAUGCAAUCAAUGGCAUCACAAUCACCAUCGAUACAGAAAAAAUUGAAAAAAUUUAAUCAUCUUAAAACAUCGGCGGCUACCACACCAAAAAAUCUAUUAAAACGUGAUAAAAAACAACAAGAACUUAUUAAACAAUCAUUAAAAAAAUCAGCAUCGAUUAAAAAAUCAACGGAUAAAGGAUUAAAAUCAUUGUUUAAAAAAAUAAUGAUGACACCAAAUAGUGAACGUAAACGUCGCGUUUCAUCAUCAUCAUCGCCAUCAUCUGUAUCCGAAUCAUCAUCGAUAACACCUGUUAUUACUACUACUGCACCAAAUAGUACACCAAAAACUUCCAAAAAAUCAGUUGAUGAUAAUUCAAUGUCACCACGAUCAAUUGUUCCGUUGGAUGAAAAAACAAUUUCCGAAUUGCCUGUAUCACCAAUUGGACGUAAUAAUUCAAAAUCGACAUUAAUUUUUAAACGACGACCAAGUCAAACAUUUCAUCAGACAAAAUUACCGAUUGCUAUUGUUACACCUACAACUACUGUUGCGUCAAAAUUGGAAAAUCAUGAUCAUCAAGAGAAAAAACCACGUCUUCCGACACCAAUUCGUUCAUGUUCCAAUUCAAUCAUAUCAUCUACAUUGUUAUCACGUGCUUAUCAUACACAAGCUCCAAUGACAACAAUACCGGAACGUAUUGAUGGCAAAGAAAAUCAUCGAAAUAAUAAUGCUAAUAAUACUGAUGUUCGAUUACCAAUGAAAAUGAUACGAUCAUUACCAACGCCGUUGCGUAAUUACAACAACAACAAUGAUGAUAAUGAUGAUCAAGCUAAUGAAGAUGAUAAAGAUGAUGAUGAAAAUAUACGUCGAAAACGUGUAAAAUAUUUAGCAUCAGUAUAUGAACAAUUAAUUUCAUUACAGAAUCAAAAUUCAACAACAACAACUGGUAAUAAACAAUCACGAAUACCAAUCAUUAAUAGAUCAAUAUCAUCAAAUCGUUCAAUUGUUACCAAUUCGAAUGAUGAUGAUAACGACGAUGAUGAUAAUCUUUCUGAUUAUGUAUCAUUAACAUCGGUUUAUACAAAAAAACCAUUAGUUCGAAUCGAAUCUAAUCAACGUCCAUCAUCAUCAUCGACGACAACAACAUCGACAAACACAAUUCGUCAUCCAACACCAAAACGUUCAUCAAAUUCAAUGCGUAUAACAUCCAAACAUACUCGAUUAUGAAAUCAAUGAUGAUAAAAAAAAAAUUCUAACAAAAAUUUGCAUAAUA